CUGCUACCGUUUACUUUAGUUACAUCAGCUCACAGGCUCAUUUAUAAAAGCUCCAUCCAGGGGGGGGUUGCAUCGUUGAAAUGAAGUUUGUGAAGCAGUGAAGACCAAACUGCUGCUGAAGGAAAUCCUGCUAGAAAGAUUAAAAGGCCUCCGGGAGGAUGAAGUGUCCUGCUGCUGCCGUGGUGUUGCUGAGUCUUCUCUCCCUCGGACGCUCGGCCCCCGUGAGCAGCUGCGACACUCUGCUAAAACCCAUUACCAUCACCAAUGAAGAAAUGUUGGGGAGGUGGCUGUACGUCGGCGGGAGCUCUGACAUCCCAGGAAGCCGCUCCCUCGGCCACCUGAUGACCAGCGCCUGGCUGGACCUCACCACAACCUCACAGAGCAACGUCCUGCACCUCGUCCAGAAUCAGAGGAUAUAUGGACAGUGUUCCAGCUUGGCGUACGACGUGAACUUCGAUAACAGCACCAUGUUGAUCGAGCAGCCUUUCUACCUUAAAGAAGUCUACCUGUCAACGGAGUGCCCCGACUGUCUGGUCGCCCAUGAAGACGUCAAGUCUGGAAAAGACUAUUUUACCAGUCUUCUUAUGUUCAGUAGGAGCAGGAGCAUCUCGCCUGCUGCUCAGGAAAUGUUAAAGAAGCAAGCAGACUGUCUGGAUAUGCCGCCGCCGAUAUUUGUAGACUCAAACAACGAAAUGUGCCCGGAAAACCUCACGCCCUCGGAGGGGCUCAGCGCCCUCAACUCCUUACUGGAAGCCAGGAUGGGACAUCGGGUUGCAAGACUUCUGGACGCCAUUUUUGAUAUGUUUGUGAACUGAUUUAAUCUUAGUGUUGACCAGGGGCGAAAAUCCCGGGGGGGACAGGGGGGACAAGUCCCCCCCAUUAGUAAAGCUGUCCCCCCCUAGAAUAAUUUGAGACAGAAUUAAUAAUUUUGGAACAAUGCAGUAGUAUUUAGUAGUGAUGCACCAAAAUGAAAAUUUGUGGCCGAAACCGAAAUCGAAAAUAAUAAUAAACAGUAAAAUCUCAUCAUUCAAGUAAAUUUUCACUUGAAAUAAGUAGAAAAAUCUGCCAGUGGAACAAGAUUUAUCUUCUUAUUACAAGCAAAAAAAAUCUUGUUCCACUGGCAGAUUUUUAUUUUAAGUGAAAACCUACUUGAAACAGGUGAAAAUUGUUGUUUUUUUCCAGUGAUGAGUCUUGUUUUAAGUGUAAUGAGAUUUUUUUUAACUAAAAAUGAGACAUUUUAACUAGAAAUAAGACAGAUAUUCUUGUUAAGAUUGUGGGUUUUUGCAGUGUAUUAUGUCAGAUGUGCUGUAUUAUUGCACCUUCCACCUAAUACCAUUGUUUUGUAUUGCUCUAAGAAAGCUCUUCUGCCUGUUUGUGAUAGAAAUGAAAAUGUCAAAAUGCUGUAUUAAAGGAAGGCUAAAACUUUUAUUCCUUGUCCCCCCCUGGAUUUAUUCUCUAAAAUGUUACUGUUUAUUGUCCCCCCCAACUAUGAAACGGGAUUUUCGCCCCUGGUGUUGACUUGUACAAAAUGUUAUAUGACAAAAUAUUAAUGAAAAUAAAGAUGGAGGAAUUUCA
Cololabis saira (Pacific saury) is the source of this 1575-nucleotide messenger RNA. RefSeq lists its product as uncharacterized. The transcript is spliced from 6 exons. Bases 159 to 815 code for a protein of 218 amino acids. Lineage: Eukaryota; Metazoa; Chordata; Actinopteri; Beloniformes; Belonidae. The record is from RefSeq and is a predicted model, not a curated record.